UGACUAUGACAAGUGUUCAUGAAUAGGUUAAUAGUGACUGAUCUUGACUGAAGGCCCUGCCCUGUUGUGAAGAGUAUAAAUCCUGCCCUCUGUUUCCUAAGCAGGAGAGAAUUGUAGUUUCCUUUCUCACUUCUUGUGUCAGCCAUGGCUUCUGCUGCUCUGAGAGACGAAGUGGACUGUUCCAUCUGUCUGGACACUUAUACAGAUCCUCUAAUGCUGAAAUGUGGACACAACUUCUGCCAGGUCUGUAUUGAUCAGUUCCUGGAUACACAGGAGGGGUCUGGAGUUUAUUCCUGUCCUGAAUGCAGAGAAGAGUUUCAGGAUCGGCCUGCACUGAUGAGGAACAUCGCUCUGAGGAACAUAAUAGAGAACCUCCAGCUUACGGAACAAAGAAGGACAGAAACCGGGAUCUUCUGCACUUACUGUGUGCACUCCCCUGUGCCUGCUGUGAAGUCCUGUCUGCUGUGUGAGGCUUCUCUGUGUGACGAUCACCUGAGAACUCACAACAAGUCACCAGAACACGUCUUAUCUGAGCCCAGAACUUCUCUGGAGAACAAGAAAUGUUCUGUCCAUAAGAAGGUCCUGGAAUCUUACUGCACUGAGGACGCUGCUUGUAUCUGUGUGUCCUGUCUGAUCGGUGAACACAAUGGACCUAUGAUGGAGUCACUAGAUCAGGCUUCUAAAAACAAGAAGGAGAAACUGAGAAAUAUUCUCCAAAAAAUUACCAUAAAGAGAGAGGAAACUGAGGAAAGAGUCCAGAUUCUGGAGGAGCGCAGGAGAAAAGCUCAAGAAAAAGCAGCUGUAGAAGCGGAGAGAGUCACUGCCCUGGUUACAGACAUGAGGAGACGGCUGGACGACCUGGAGAAGAGGGUCCUGAGUGAGAUCUCCAGGCAGGAAAAGGAAGAGUCCCUGUCAUUGUCUACUCUGAUCCAUCAGCUGGAAAUAAAGAAGGACGAGCUGUCCAGGAAGAUGAGACACAUUGAGGAGCUGUGUAACAUGACGGAUCCAAUGACGGUCUUACAGGAACAAGACACAGGUGACUUAUGUGAUCCUGAGGAGGGGGGAGGGGAUGAGGACACAGGGGGACAUGAUAAGACACAUGAUGGGGAUGAUCUGGAUGUGACUGUGAUCUCAGACUCAUUCCGCACAUUAUGUGACAUAAUAUCAGGUAUAAGGAUCUAUGGGGAGGGUCCUGCAGACAUAUUACUGGAAAUAAACACAGCUGCUAAGAAUCUCCUUAUAUCAGAUGACCUGAAAACUGCAACAUGGAAACAAGAAAAACAGAAUCAUCCAAAAAAGGUAAAGAGAUUCCAGGAAUAUCAGGUGAUGAGCAGAAGGACAUUCUCCUCAGGACGACAUUACUGGGAUGUGGAGAUCAGUAGAUCAGUAGUACAGUGGAGUGUGGGGAUGAGUUAUCCCAGUAUAGACAGGAGGGGAGAUCAGUCAUUCAUUGGAUUUAACAACAAGUCCUGGGGUUUGUGGAGAAAUUGUCAUAAUCUGUAUUAUGUUAUACAUGACAGUAAACAGAUCAUGUUACCUCACAAUGCCUACAGUUAUAGAUUCAGGAUCUGUGUGGAUUAUGAGGCUGGGCGGCUGUCCUUUUAUGAGCUGUGUGACCCCAUCAAACACUUAUACACCUUCACCGCCACCUUCACCAAGCCCCUUCAUGCUGCAUUAUCUUUAUAUGGUGGUUCUAUAAAGAUAUUAGGGGGAGGUGGAAAAUGGAAAAGACCAUCCCAACCUAAGAAACUGCUGAGAUAAACCGAGAUUCUGAUUGGUUGAUUAUUUGUAGAAAUUAAAGGGGCAGUGCCUAAAAUAUAGCUUUUACUAGAUAU
Messenger RNA from Hyla sarda, 1835 nucleotides. Its product is annotated as E3 ubiquitin-protein ligase TRIM21-like. The transcript has a single exon. Gene Ontology annotation, molecular function: protein binding; zinc ion binding. Lineage: Eukaryota; Metazoa; Chordata; Amphibia; Anura; Hylidae. The record is from RefSeq and is a predicted model, not a curated record. The coding region runs from base 145 to 1761 and encodes 538 amino acids.